Messenger RNA from Eutrema salsugineum, 1174 nucleotides. RefSeq names its product ER membrane protein complex subunit 3. The record is from RefSeq and is a predicted model, not a curated record. The coding region runs from base 206 to 946 and encodes 246 amino acids. The transcript is spliced from 8 exons. Gene Ontology annotation, cellular component: EMC complex; membrane. NCBI's taxonomy places the organism in Eukaryota, Viridiplantae, Streptophyta, Magnoliopsida, Brassicales, Brassicaceae. Gene Ontology annotation, biological process: protein folding in endoplasmic reticulum.
AUUUCGGAUCGGUUUCCGUAAUUCGGUCUUAUUAUUUCGGUUGUUUCCACAUUAAUCGGUUAUUUCGGUCCGAUUUGGUUAAAUCAGUUCAUCGUCAUCGUCGGAUUCUCGAUUUCUUGAUCGAGCUCAGAGAAAGUAGAGGAGGAAGAUAUAAUUUGAAGAUUAAAUCUUCAAGUGAGAAAAGGAGGUAGAAGAGAAUUUAUCAAUGGCGGAAGAUCUAGUUCUCGACACGGCGAUCAGAGAUUGGGUUUUGAUCCCUCUCUCCGUGGUGAUGGUUCUCAUUGGUAUUCUUCGCUACUUCGUCUCCAAGCUCAUGCGUUCUUCUCCAACUCCCGAUGCGAAGAUGGUCAAAGAAGGACAAGUUGUAAUUAGGGCUCGGAAUCUAAAGGCCGGUGCCAAUUUCAUCCCGCCUAAAUCAUUCCGAGCUCGGAGAUUCUACUUCAGCAACGAGGAAAAUGGAUUGCUACAUGUUCCCAAGGACCAAGCUCAAAACCCCCAAGCCCAGAUGUUUUCUGAUCCUAACAUGGCCACGGAUAUGAUGAAGAAAAAUCUGUCAAUGAUUAUACCGCAGACGCUCACUUUUGCAUGGGUCAACUUCUUCUUCUCCGGAUUUGUUGCAGCCAAAAUACCAUUUCCGCUGACUCAGAGAUUCAGGUCAAUGCUACAGAACGGGAUCGACUUGAGCACUGUCGAUGUUAGCUAUGUGAGCAGCCGUUCAUGGUACUUCUUAAACUUGUUCGGAUUAAGAGGCUUAUUUAGUCUCAUUCUUGGAGAUGAAAAUGCAAUUGAUGAUACACAACGAAUGAUGCAAAUGGGUGGAUUUGGUUUUGAUGCGUCAAAGAGCUUGAGCGCUGAGAAGGAUGGUCUCGACAUUAUUCAACAUGAAUGGGCUCUACCACGAUUCGAGCUCCGCGCAGAGUCCGUUUUGAGAAAACUGGUGCAGUAGAGACGAGAGGACGUGAUAAUGUUUUCUGCUGGUAGCUAAGAUUCCUCUGUGUUUCGUUAUCCUCCAUUGUCAUAAACAUCGACCUCUACCAAAUUUUCUUCUUUAUUAUACUUUCGUUAUCCUAACUAAAUGUAUUAUAAAAAGUCGAAGUCCAAAAGAAACUUAAGAAGAACAAUAGUAUAUAUAAUAAGACUCUCAAAGUAAUAUAUUGAAGCCCAUGAACACACA